GAAGUACAAAUUUUAUAUAUUUAAAACUUUGAAACUUUCACGAUUUCUUAUUAAUUUCUCGAAAAAAGGAAUUAAUAUUCAGUAUUACUUUCGUACGUAUUUAUUGCUGUACUAUAUUUCUUCUGUGUGUGUGUUUAAUUUAUGCCAAACAUGAAUGCAUUUAUCAGAAACACGGUUCUUCGUCGAAAGUGCAAUAUUUCUCCUUUAAAUAAACUUGUGAAUGGUGCAAGUUGUCUCAGAGCUUUACACUUGGGAAAAUCAGACAAGGCCAGUGUUUCGAAUGAUAUAUCCGACUCGUAUGCUGUGGUAGAUCAUACUUUCGAUGCAGUAGUUGUAGGAGCCGGCGGUGCCGGUCUCAGAGCAGCAUUUGGCUUAGUCGAAGAAGGAUUCAGAACUGCUGUUAUUACGAAGUUAUUCCCUACGAGAUCUCAUACGGUUGCCGCCCAAGGAGGUAUCAAUGCCGCCUUGGGUAAUAUGGAAGAUGAUAACUGGCAAUGGCACAUGUACGAUACGGUGAAAGGUUCAGAUUGGUUGGGUGAUCAAGAUGCAAUUCAUUAUAUGACGAGAGAGGCACCCAAAGCUGUCUGCGAGCUGGAAAACUACGGCAUGCCAUUCAGUAGAACUCAAGAUGGAAAAAUUUACCAAAGAGCGUUCGGUGGACAAAGUUUAAAAUUCGGUAAAGGAGGACAAGCCCACAGAUGCUGCUGCGUAGCAGAUCGAACUGGGCAUUCGUUGCUCCAUACUUUGUACGGUCAAUCUUUACGUUACGAUUGUCACUAUUUCAUCGAAUACUUCGCCUUGGAUUUAUUAAUGGAAGGCGGAGAAUGCGUCGGUGUGAUUGCUUUGUGUCUAGAAGACGGCUCCAUUCAUCGAUUCAAAGCUAAAAAUACGAUUUUAGCCACCGGCGGUUACGGACGAGCGUAUUUCUCUUGUACAUCGGCUCAUACGUGUACUGGUGAUGGUACAGCUAUGGUUACCAGAGCCGGCCUAGUCAAUCAAGAUCUCGAAUUCGUACAGUUUCAUCCUACUGGAAUUUACGGAGCUGGUUGUUUGAUGACGGAAGGUUGUCGUGGUGAGGGUGGGUAUUUAGUCAAUAGCGAAGGAGAACGGUUUAUGGAACGAUAUGCUCCUGUUGCCAAAGAUUUAGCAUCGCGUGAUGUUGUCUCUAGAUCGAUGACUAUUGAGAUUAGAGAAGGAAGGGGUUGUGGACCGGAAAAAGAUCACGUUUAUUUACAAUUGCACCACUUGCCACAAGAACAAUUAGCUUCGAGAUUACCGGGUAUCUCAGAAACGGCGAUGAUUUUCGCCGGCGUAGACGUGACCCGUGAACCUAUACCAGUGUUACCCACCGUUCAUUACAAUAUGGGAGGUGUUCCUACUAAUUAUAAAGGCCAAGUAUUGAUAAGCGAAAACGGUAGUGAUAAAGUAGUACCUGGAUUAUAUGCCUGUGGCGAAGCCGCCAGUUCCUCCGUACAUGGUGCUAAUCGUCUAGGAGCCAAUUCAUUAUUAGAUUUAGUCGUAUUCGGUCGUGCUUGCGCAAAGACAAUCGCCCAAGAACAUGUCCCCGGUGAAAAAAUCAAAUCAACGAAGGAUAACAUCGGUGAAGAAUCAGUCCAAAAUUUAGAUAGUAUUAGAAACGCCAACGGCGAUUCACCUACAGCUGAAAUUAGAUUAGCUAUGCAGAAAACUAUGCAAACUCAUGCGGCCGUUUUCCGUACCGAAGAAACAUUAAAGGAAGGUUGUUCGAAGAUGAGCGAAUUAUAUAAAUCGUUGGCUCACAUCAAAGUGCAAGAUAGAAGUUUAAUCUGGAAUACGGAUUUAGUCGAAACGUUGGAAUUGCAAAAUCUCAUGUUGAAUGCUUUACAAACCAUAUACGGCGCUGAAAAUCGCAAAGAAUCCAGAGGAGCUCAUGCCAGAGAAGAUUUUAAAUUAAGAAUAGACGAAUUUGAUUACUCAAAACCAUUAGAAGGGCAAACGCGUAAACCUGUGGAACAGCAUUGGAGAAAGCAUACGUUGACUUUGAUGGACCCGAAGACUGGACAAGUUAAAAUUACUUAUAGACCUGUUAUCGAUGAAACUUUGGACCAAAACGAAUGUAAGACGGUGCCACCGGCAAUUCGAUCCUAUUAAUAUUCGUUUCAUAAGUAAUUGCCAGAUUUGUUUGAUAAAAUGUAUGUACAAUUUCCCUAUACUCCUCUUAAUUUAUUUUAAAAAUGAACUAAAAAAUUGAAUGAUGCAUCGACAGAUACGUGCGAAGGUGAAAGUAUGCAUUUUUAUUGAUUAUACGAUUAUUCCCAUAAAAAUAUCGUUUUUAAAAAAAUGGGUCGAAAGAACAUUUUUUUAAAUCUCGCUCAUCGUAAAUCGUCGUUCUAAAUGUGGCGCAAAUUGUACGUAGCUAGUUUUCUUAGUUAGCAGGGUGGAGGCAUUUUGCAUAUCGCAAUCACAGAAUACUCGCUUUGGAAAAUUAUUUUUUUAUACGGUUUACGUUUCACGUGUCUUGUCAAAACUUAAUACCAGUUAGAUGAAUUCGCGGUGAUGGAGUAGUACGAGUGAUGUAAAUUUAGAAUAUAACUUUACGCAGUAUUCUUUUUGUCAUUUUAAAUUAAUUACCGACGUCAUAAUAUCCUACUUUUGUCCAGUGUACAGAAUUUUUCUGCAUCAUCUAUCAUAUUUUCAUAGACUAUGUACGAAAGUUGGGAAUCCGUGUGUAAAAAAUGAUUUAUUUAAUUAGGUCAUCCCAAACUCUCGUUAUCAUUGUUGAUUUUUUGCUAAAAUAAACUGUUUCAAAUAUG
Molecule: messenger RNA, 2792 nt
Organism: Planococcus citri (citrus mealybug)
Lineage: Eukaryota; Metazoa; Arthropoda; Insecta; Hemiptera; Pseudococcidae
Product: succinate dehydrogenase [ubiquinone] flavoprotein subunit, mitochondrial-like
Exons: 12
Coding region: 142-2130 (662 amino acids)
Biological process (GO): tricarboxylic acid cycle; mitochondrial electron transport, succinate to ubiquinone
Molecular function (GO): succinate dehydrogenase (quinone) activity; flavin adenine dinucleotide binding; electron transfer activity
Source: RefSeq, a predicted model, not a curated record